ACUUAUAAUUCUAUAAUUAUCAUACGGCUAUUUUAUUUUAUUUUGUUGUGGCUAAAAUCGGUUUACAACAGUAGAGUUUUAAUUAGUAAGAAGAAUAAUCUACUUGUCCAGUUAUGGAAGGUUUUAUUGAAGUGAAUGAAAUAUCUGAUUUCGUUUCAUAUAUCCGCAGUAUCGAAUGGCGUGAUCCGUGGCUGAUAGCCUUACUAUCAUUUCACAUUCUGGUAACAUUUAUGUGCUUCUCUACAAGGAAUUAUGGGAACUUUCAAGUUAUGCUGUUUAUAACAUUAUUACUUCUCGUGUAUUUCUCGGAGAGUAUAAACGAGGUAGCAGCAAGGAAUUGGGCCCUGUUCUCUAGACAACAGUAUUUUGACAGCAAAGGACUGUUCAUAUCAGUGGUGUUCUCCAUCCCGAUAUUGCUGAAUUGCAUGAUUAUGGUGGGUUCAUGGCUGUACCAAUCAACGCAAAUAAUGACCAACAUCAAGAAGGCACAGUUACGGCAGCGGCUGAAAGAGCUCAACAUCAACAGAGAACAACAGAAAAACAUCAAGGCAGACUAAAUGAUAACAUACAGGUACCGAUAGGACACUAAAUGUGGCAUUCCAUUAGAGAAGGGUCCUUAUGAUUCAUGUGCAAUAACGACCUUACUAUCAGAAUUUCUGUUGGUAUUUCUGAUAAAAAGGCCUUAAUGAACUUGGAGCAUAAGAACUCUUCUGUGAUGGAAAUCCACAAAUAGGAGAUAUUUUAUCAAGCAAAAACUAGCGAGAGGAUAUCCUGGUCACGGCACCACAUUUGUUGUAAGAAUAUUGAAAAAAGUUCUUAAAAACCACUCUGGAAAAGUAUUAAGUUUUUGCAGUAGAUAGAAUAUCGGCAUUUUGCAGGGAUCGUGUGGAAAGAAAGUAUGAUAUCUUUAGUAAUCUUGAUCGAGUAUCUACUACAAACUACUACACGUUACCUUUAAAGAUCGGCCUAAAUCCCGGAAUAGUUAUUAUGUUGUAUAAGAUUGAAUAUAAUAUUCGAUCAGGUUACCAAUGAUAUCAUUUGGCGUAAAAGAGUAUAAAUAUUUUUGCCAUUAUCACUAAUUAAAUUUGGUGUAGGAAAUGUGAUCAAAAUUUGGAUAAGAAAUGUUAUACACCGUGUUUUUAUUGAAUUCCGUUAACUUCGGGGUAUGGUUAAGUACGUUUAAGAAAACUAAAUGGCAUAGUUAAUUUUGAAAAAAGAAAAAUUUUUUUGCUUUUUUUUUCAGAAAAAUUAAUAUUAAAAAGUAAUUAAAUGUAGCAUAUAGCGUUGUUGUAACACGGGCAUUAAAUUUAACUAAACCAAACAAUUGAAAUCUGUGACAUAUCAAUGUCAAUUCGAACAUCGAUCGACCGAGAUUUUACUUAAGUUUAGUAGCAAAUGUAUGAACUCAUUCUAAACACUAAUCAAUAUGUAAACCGGCCUUAAGGCAAGUGUACAAGCUUGUAGAGGCCUUAUAGGAAAAUAAUAAAAUAUUGAUUAUCUUCGAAAUGGAGUUAAUUAGAAUAUCGGUGUCUUUGGGAAAGUUACUUGAUUUAAGCUCAGGUAUGCACCCUUGAAAUUAACGGAAAUCAAAAAAAACACGGUGUAUAAAUAUUGGCGCAGGCAUUCUGUUUAAAUCAGUUUUUUCAGAGUAUUUUUUAUUAAACAAUGUACUGUCAUAAUGCAUUUCGACUCUACAUUACAUAUAAAUAUACACGACUUGAAAAAAUAAGUACGUGCUCUAUCCAGAUAUUGCUGUAACUUAUUUUACCUACUUAACGGAAUAUAGACAAAGAAAUAUCUACGGCCCGUUUGACCUUUAAUUUAUUAUGAUCAUCUAAUUAUCGACUACAUAUAAAUAUAACAUUAAACUCGUAAUGAACUUUCAUCACAUUUAGUUUUUACUAUAGAUAACAAUCAAUUUAGUGGCACCAUUUAACUUAUAAAAAGGAUUUAGUACACGCACCAUGCCAUCUAAGCUGUCAUUUCAAAUGUUUGAUUGUCGAUAAAUAACACAAAAUUAACAAGAUGGGUAGCGGCUAGUAAUCGGAAUACAUGAAAAAAUUACAAUACGAAAACAAAGUGUAUCCGACAGAUAUAGGCAGGUACUUGCACCCAAUCUCGUAAUCAAAUUGAAUCGACUAAGUGUAAGGCCUGAGUGGACACUCGAGUUGAGCGUGCAGCGGGGCGGGGCGUGCGGCGUGCAUGUUAAACAAAUGCAAACGUAUAGGAGCGGCCUUAGUGCACGCUGCUCAAAUCACUUGUGAGCCCGACGCCACGCUGCACGCCCCGCCGAACGCUCCGCUCCGAGCGUCCACUCAGGCCUUACACUAAGACUGUCCGUGUCUACUAACUUGAAGGAUUUCUGCGUUUUAUAGGGAUAAGGUUUUUUGUUUGUUUUUAAGACACAGAUGUAAAAUUACUUCGUUAGCUGCACUUAUUUCUAGCUUUAUUUAUAAGGUUUUAUUAAGUGAGUGAAUAAUAUUACAACAUAACAUUUUCAAGAUGUGUUGUUGACAUCACUUUUAUUCCUACUGCAUUUUUCCUACGCGUUUCUUGCAUUUUCUUGUACUUAAGAUAUAAAACUGUAUUUUUCUUUUCCUACAAUAAUGUGUUGUUGCCAGUAGUCUGCUGUUAGGGCGUUUUAAUAAAAAAUAACUAAAUACUUAUCUGGAUGUUAAAACGCUUGUUUAUAGUAUAUUUUUGUGCGCUCCCAUGCUUGCUCUGCAUCGGCAAAAUACAAACAAUCAUAGAGUUAAACCAAACACAAAAUGUACGGUGCUCGAACUAUGUAGUAGGUACUCUAAACCUAUAGGGUAUUUUCUGGAUCUGAACCGGGGUCAGGCGGAUUUUUUCUGUGAUUGGGAUUAUGGUUGAAAACUUGAAAAUACGACUUAUGCGCGUGAAUUUUGUGAGUGCUUUUACUAUGCCGCAUUCAUGUAAUUUUGCCGUUGUUAUAGCACGCAUGUGAUCGAUUAUUAGAUAUGAAACCUAAACUGUUGCCAUGUAUUUGUAGGUUUCGAAUGGAAAUAUACGAUUAGUAGAGGUAAAAUAAUGUUAAUUUGUAAUACAUAAAGUCGCUAGAAUAGGUUUAUUUUUAUUUGUUAUUGUGAAUGUUUUUUACAGAAUUAUUAUUUAAGAAUCUAUGUCGAAAUUGUUUGUUAUAUUACUUAUAUUACUAACUGUUGUUUUGUAUAUAUAUUUUUUUAUUUUGUCAAUUUUAGGUUUAAGUAAAUCGAUGCAGUUGUCUUUAUUUUAAAACCAAAAUUAAAGAGGACUAGACUCAAUAUGAAAAGUUAUUUUGACAUUAUGAGAAAUGCUUUAUUUUGAUAGAUGAAAAACAUAGUAAACAUUCACAAUGACUGUUUGUUUAUAUAUUUAAGUUUGUGAUAAAUUAUCUAGUGAAACUUGCGAAAGAUUGAAGUAUAUCGAUAUUAUACAUUUCGGAAAUAUUUCUUGGAAACAAAAAUUAGAGUUUUUUAUCUGAUUACAGCAUAAUUAAUUAUUUAUUUAAUAUAAUUGUGCCGACACACUGCCUCUGUCAUUGGACGAUGGGCUGAAAGAAUGAUGCUGUGAAAGAUCGUGGGUAUAGAUUUUAUUAUAUUGAAAUACAGUAAUUUUUACAAUCUACAUUGGUGGAUAUGUUGUUUAAAUGUGGACAAUAUAACAAUUUGUGCCUAUAUGUAUAUAAUAGACAAUAACUGGAUUUCUUAGAAUGUUCUCUAUUUUACCCAUUCUUAUUAUGGUAUUAUUAUUUAAAAAUAUGAGUUUAUGUAUUCUAUUUCAUUACUGUCCAUUGGAUCUCGUUUUAAUUUAUUGUUUAUUUUGCUUAGAAGAAGUAUUUUGGAAGGUCAGAUAAAGUAUAUCUAAAAUAGUGAUAUCAAAAUUACAAGAUAACUCUACCUUCGCUUUGAUUUCAAGACUAAUCAAUUUUAUACACGUCUAAUAAUUAUAGUCUAAACAUUCAAUUAUUGAUUACGUCCAUACGAUAUUUAGAUAAUAGCAUUUGCUGUAGGUAUUUGUUCCAUAUAAAAAUAUAAAUAUGUAUAUAUUCGCGUCUUAGAACUUUAACCUUAUAAGAUCAUUCAUAGAGUUUAUAUUUCUUUGAAAUUUUGAAAAUAGUUUACUUUACCCCAUUACAUCCACACUAAUUAAACCACAGCUUAGGCAGUAACUCGAAAAGUCCAAGCUGAUGGAGCCGAUGCCAUCUGUUUGGAUAAAGUAUUACAUUACAAUACAAUAUAUUAUGGUGUGAAAAUAAAACACGAAAACUUUAACUAGUACUUACCUUCCUUUGUAAAUUAUCUACAUUCUUUUUUCUUUCUUCCAUGUCGAUUGUCAGAGCCUAAAAUGAUUUAAUUUCUAAUAGCAUUUAGCAGGUAAUGAGCAAAUAUCAAGACUGAGAUGUGUGUGAUUCAUAACAUAAUUGUUACAGGCUUUAUUAUAUAAUAUAAAGCCUGACCAGUAAUAUAUGAUCAUUGUCAAGAGGGCGCUGUUAUUCUCAUGUAUAGGGUGACAGUUCAGUUUAAUAUGAAGAAAUUAGUUCCAGUGAAAUUCCGCAACAUGGCGCGUGAUCAUAUAUUACUGGUCAGGCUUUACAGGCAUUUGACACGAUCAUUACUAUGUCCAAUGACGACCUAAAGUGGUAAUCAGAAUCAGAAAGAAAUACUACAGAGUGGCCAACUUAGAGGUAUACAACUUUUUUUUGCCGCCAUUUUAUUUUGGUGGUAAAUAUGACAGUUAUUGCAUUAAAAUUAGUUUGUGUAGAUACGGCAAAAUUAUUAUGGAGCGUUUUACGACGGAACAACGUGUCACACGGCACGAGUUACAAUAGAAACAUUAAAAAUAACGUUUCCCGGUCGAUUAAUUUCGAGAAACGGUGACAUUGACUGCCCCCCAAGAUCGCCUGAUUUAACAGCUCCUGACUUUUUUCUGUGGGGCUAUCUAAAGGGACGUUUCUAUGCUAAUAGGCCAACGAACCUUCAGCAAUUAAAACAAAAUAUUCGAAACACUGUCGCUGAGAUAACGCCAGAAAUGUGUGAAAAAGUGAUGAAAAACGCGAUGAAAAGGGUUCGCAUCUGCCAUGCUGCUAGAGGUGGACAUUUGUCUGACAUUAUUUUCCAUGUGUAAUUGCUGACCCUACAUAUUAUAUUUAACAAGGAAUACUUAAUAUUAUUUAUGUUUUAUAGAAUAAAAUUUCAAAAAUAAAGUGUAUACCUCUUAUUUGGCCACCCUGUACAACUAUAAAUUUUAUUUAUAAAUAAAACAGGUCUUUUUCGUAAAAAUACAUAAAACGUUUUACCCAUGAAAACUAUAACUCACUAUAACUCUUAUUAAAAGUAUUCUGUUGCCCGCAGACGUCAAUGUACAGUCAGUGUCAUAUAGUAGGCUAUACAUAGAACUAUUUGAAUACUUUGGAUGCUACCUAUUAUAUGACGCUGACUGUACUGUAGCUAAUUAUAAAUACCACUGUAGAGGCAAUUUUCAAUGGUCCAAAGGCCUGGCCGCACCUAAGCUCGUGUGAUCCUACUUUCUCUUUAAAGGUAGAAAAUUAAAUAAAUAUUUCACAAUGCACAUUAUGAGUGAUUGAGUGCAAUUCCUUGUCCAAUAUAUCUACUGCAUGCAGAGAGCUCAUUCUGAACCUUGUCAUUUGUUUAUAAAAAGAAAAUAUGAUAGCAACAGGUCUGAACUGAAAAUGCACCCUAUACAUUUCUGGCCCCUAUUUCACCACGGUGACAGGUGCGAAAAUUGUCGACAUCACUGUUACUGACGUCACAGGCCUCCAUCGGCUACGGUAACCGCUUACCAUCGGACGGGCGGUGUGUUUGUAUGCCACCAACAUUUUAAUAAAAAAAAAACCAUUAUAUCGCCAAUAAAUAAGUACUUAUUUUGCGAAGCUAAUGACAAUUGUCACAAAAAACACGACAAUUGUCACGAAAUUCCGACACGGAACUCAUUUCCUGUCAAGAAUUACCGAAAGUUCUUUUAAAUCUUGUGACAAUUGUCAUCAUCAUCAUCAUCAUCAUCACAAACUUCGCAAGAGAAAUACCUGUUUUUUGCCAAUAUAAUAAAGUUUUUUAAAAUAAUACAAUGAUGGUGGCAAACAGGAAUACGGCCCACCCGAUGGUAAGCGGUAACUGUAGCCCAUGGAUGCCUGUGACGUCAGCAAUAGUGACAUUUGUCGAAUUGUCGCACCUGUCACCGUGGUGAAAUAGGGGCCUAUGUCUAAUGAUGUUGCCUAGUAAAAGUUCGGAAAAUCAUCGACUUUAUGUAAAGUAUUGUAUAGUAUGCGCACGAUUUUAUUAUAAGUAGGUAAAUUAAAUCCAGAGAAGUUGUAUUGUAGUAAUGCCAAAAAAUCUUAGUGGUGAUUCUCGUUAAAAAGUGUUCUGAAGUACGAGUACAAACUAAAGUAUCUACAAGUUAUGUAGGUUACAGUCAAAAACGAUAAAAAUUACAUUUAGGUCCAGUCAGCAGCAGAAGUUGCUAAGCGGGCGAGGUGUUCAAAAUUACCUUUGACGCGCUCUCAUUUUCUUAACAAUAAAGUCGCGUCAAGAUCAUUUUGAACACCCCGCCCACUUAAAUAAAUAUUAUAGGACAUUUUUACGCAAAUUGACUAAGCCCCACGGUAAGCUCAAGAAAGCUUGUGUUGUGGGUACUCAACAACGAUAUAUAUAAUAUAUAAAUGCUUAAGAAAACAACCAUGACUAAGGAACAAAUAUCUGUAUCAUCAUACAAAUAAAUGCCCUUACCAGGAUUCGCACCUGGGACCAUCGGCUUCAUAGGCAGGGUCACUACCCACUAGGCCAGACCGGUCGUCAAAGUUCACUCAAUAACUAUUGCUGCUGACUACAUUUACUUAGUUGCCUACAAAGGGCUUACGAGGUCAGAUUUAACAACGAGUUGUUUAUUUCGACGUGAAUUUUCUAUUAAUUUGCCACUCUAUCCCAUUAUUACCUGUCUAAAUCUACUAUCAUCAAAUUCUGUGUUUGAUUGAAAUAAUGUCGUGCGCAGUAGAUUGUUGGAAAGCACUUUGUUAUAGUUAGUUACUUACAGCAAAACUUGAGUGAUAAAGUAUAUUUUGCUAAGCUAAUUAGAAAUAAAUAAUAAUCGUGCCCAGUUGACGUUCGGCCUUAUGACAAUUGCAUAUUAUGUAUGCAUUUAAAAUUAAGGCUCAGAAAUAAAAAGUAGUGUCACACAGAAAUGAAUGAUUUACAACGACGAUGUACAUAUGUAAUAAUUUUUUAUUUUUAUUACAAAUCGCUACAUAUUUAAACUAGACUAGAGGUAUUUGAAAUAAUGAUUUUUAUUUACUUUAAUUUGUAUAAAUCUGUUUGCCAAGUUUUGUACAGGUACCUACAAAUUCUACAUGGUUGUUGUCGAUGGUAAAUUUUUUACCACGCCUUUAGUUCCCCUCUAUCACUAUCACGCACUUUGGACAUAGAUAAUAUGAGACUUAUAGUCUAUCUAUACGUAUCGUAUACGUGUAUCUUUACGUAUUUAAAAAAGAGUAAACAAAAUCUACCCUCAAAUGGCUUCUUAAGCCAGUUGAAGGUAGAUGAAAUCAUUACAAGAUAAAAUAAUGUAGGUUAAAGUCUGGUCGUUCAGUGACAGAUCCAGGUGGUUUUGUAUUUGGUUGGUUAAUCAAUAAAUUUGUAUACUUUUAUUUAAGUACCUAAAGAUACAGAGUAUAGAUGUCGCCAACGCCAAUGUUGUCGUGCCAUGCUUGCCUCUAUUUACCUAUAAUGAACUCGGGAUCCCCCAAGGAUGUAGGUAUUGUAGGUGCUAUUUUGGCGAUGAGCGCCCUGCAUUUGCUCUUUAACCUGUCAACGCAGUGAUCCAUCGUAUUGCAAAGAUUCAGCAAUGAUAGGUAUCAAACACAUUUUUGUUUGGCAGGCAGAUUGCAUUUUGAGUCAUUUAUUUAACUACAUAUUUCAUUCACCAGAAAAUGCUUUAACCGGCUUAUUAAUAAAAUAGUUUCUAAAAAUCCACUAUGCUUAAGGUAAAGGAUUUUUACUUAAUUUGUUUUAUGUAUGCUUUUCAAUAAAGUCAUGGAUUACA
This is a messenger RNA of Cydia splendana, 8055 nucleotides long. RefSeq names its product transmembrane protein 18 (gene Tmem18). The record is from RefSeq and is a predicted model, not a curated record. The transcript has 5 exons. The coding region runs from base 114 to 557 and encodes 147 amino acids. NCBI's taxonomy places the organism in Eukaryota, Metazoa, Arthropoda, Insecta, Lepidoptera, Tortricidae.